CAAUUAGGUCCGAAUUCCCGGCAUAUAAGGAUAUUACCCUCGCUCGUCUUCCAGAUUUCUCCAGUUUCUUUCGCAGACUGGUUCGUCAUGUCUGGUCGCGGCAAAGGUGGAAAGGGCUUGGGUAAAGGAGGCGCCAAGCGGCAUCGUAAAGUCUUGCGAGAUAAUAUCCAGGGUAUUACCAAGCCUGCCAUUCGGCGUCUUGCUCGGCGCGGCGGUGUCAAGCGCAUUUCUGGACUGAUUUAUGAGGAGACUCGCGGGGUUCUGAAGGUGUUUCUAGAGAACGUGAUCCGUGACGCUGUUACUUACACGGAGCACGCCAAGCGCAAGACGGUAACAGCCAUGGAUGUGGUCUACGCUCUCAAACGACAGGGACGCACUCUUUACGGCUUUGGCGGCUAAAAUUCCUGCUUGAACGACUCAACAGCUCGACUUCCCAAAUCAAAGGCCCUUUUCAGGGCCGCCCACAAUUUUCCUUAAAAGAGCUAAUGACUUUUGUUAACCACUUGAUAAGUCAUUGUCUUAUCAACAGCUCUGCCACUUCUGAUCGCUCUGAGAAGAUGGACCUGGAGAAUGAAAAUCUCCAUCUGAUUCUUUUGAACUGAUGUUUCCUUGUUGCUGUGGAGAUACUAUACAUAUAUUUAUGUCAUGAACACUAAAUGACCAGCCCACAGCGUUGUAUUCCAUACUCAGAGACCCUGUUAUUUACUUGACAUCUCUACUUGAAAGUCCAAUUAAUAUGAACUUCCAAUUUCAACAGAAUUUCGUUAUCUCUGACAAAACAGCUAAUCUCAUCAUCUUGAAACUGGUGAAUGGCAUUUAUACUCUGUUAGUUGGAAUCAUUUUUGUCUUUUUCUUUCACAUCCUACAUAACAAUCCAUCAGUAAGUUCUAUGAGCUCUUCCUUGAAAACACAAAUAGAAUCCAACCAUUUCUCAUUCCCACUGCUACUCCUCUGGUCAAGCCACUGCCAUCUUCUACCUUUAUUACUAUAACACCGUCAUCACCUGGUUCUCCCAGAGGAAUUCCAAUAAAGGACAAUUCAGAUCAGAUGACUCCUCUGCUGAAACCCCCACAAUGUUUUUCAUGUCACUUAAUGAAAAACUCAAGGUCCUUUCAGUGGGUUACAGGCCACACUGUCUGAUCCUUAUUAACUCUUUGGCCUCAUAUCCCGCUACUCUUCCACUCCUCCUAGCCAACGCCACCAGUUCCUGGAACUUGCUAGAAGUACUCCUCACAGGAACGACAUACCAAUGGUUCCCCUUGAGUGGUCCAGUCAGCUUCUAGGUUUCUGUAGGUGGUGUUCCCUCACUUCCUUCGGGUUUGUAUUCAAAUAUCAUAGUCUUCUUGAGGCUAUCCAUAACAACAUUGUUUAGCAUUAAAACCCCUCCCCACCACCUCCCUCUGUAUUUUUUUCCUGCCCUUGAGGAGCUUCCAGUCUAUUUGGUCAGUCAAAAUAUGCCUUUAUGGAAAGCAGAGCAAGAAUUAAAUACUAUAUAGAAUGUCAGAAAAGAGG
Messenger RNA from Piliocolobus tephrosceles (Ugandan red Colobus), 1512 nucleotides. Its product is annotated as histone H4. Gene Ontology annotation, cellular component: nucleosome. The record is from RefSeq and is a predicted model, not a curated record. The transcript is spliced from 2 exons. Bases 88 to 399 code for a protein of 103 amino acids. NCBI's taxonomy places the organism in Eukaryota, Metazoa, Chordata, Mammalia, Primates, Cercopithecidae. Gene Ontology annotation, molecular function: structural constituent of chromatin; DNA binding; protein heterodimerization activity.